AUGACCCUUCAUGGCAAAACCGACCUACUUAUGUGCAGAACUUUCCCGACGCUUUUGGGCGGGAGAGCACUGACCUGGUACACCACUUUGCCAACUGGCAGCGUAGCAUCCUGGGAUGACUUGGCAAGCAAGUUCCGGACCCACUUUGCCACCAGUCGCCCAGUGCCAAAGUCCGUCCAUUCCCUAGAGAAGGUUCAUCAACAAUCUGGGGAAUCCCUUAGGUCCUUUCUGGAUCGGUUCGACAAAGAAGCCUUGCAAGUACAAGGCCUAGACCCUAAAGUGCAAGUGCACAUACUCUUAUUUGGUUUGCGUGAAGGAGAAUUAGCCUACGAGCUUGCUCGCAAUGAAAUUGUUGACCUUGAAGAAGUCAAACUGAAAGCCCAAGAGUUUAUGCGCAUCGAGGAGUACAAAGGAAGUCGGGUAGAUGACACCCACAACCAACAAAAUAAAGAUAGUAAAAAUCGUGACCACAAUGAAGAGCAGAGGAAAGGUCACAAACCCUCCAAAUACUACAGUCUCCAUUCUGGGCGUGACACAAUAGGACGCCAGUCACAUAGCGUCCUACAGACCGAGUACAAAGAAGACGACAAGCAUAGCCCCAGGAGUCAACAGCAGCCUCGAGAAAGCACCGUAUACUACAAGUUCCACCGCAGUAACGGUCACAGUACUGAGGAGUGCAGACAUCUCAAGGAUGAGAUAGAUGAGCUUAUCAAAUGUGGGGCCCAAAGAAAGGCGGGAGAUAACGUCCGAACUCCAGGGAACAACAGACGAUACCGAGAGCGUAGCAGGUCCCCGGAACGAUGA
Gastrolobium bilobum is the source of this 804-nucleotide messenger RNA. RefSeq lists its product as uncharacterized. NCBI's taxonomy places the organism in Eukaryota, Viridiplantae, Streptophyta, Magnoliopsida, Fabales, Fabaceae. Bases 1 to 804 code for a protein of 267 amino acids. The record is from RefSeq and is a predicted model, not a curated record. The transcript has a single exon.